Messenger RNA from Micropterus dolomieu (smallmouth bass), 4222 nucleotides. It is a transcript of the gene adamtsl2, whose product is annotated as ADAMTS-like 2. Bases 20 to 2848 code for a protein of 942 amino acids. The record is from RefSeq and is a predicted model, not a curated record. The transcript is spliced from 18 exons. NCBI's taxonomy places the organism in Eukaryota, Metazoa, Chordata, Actinopteri, Centrarchiformes, Centrarchidae. Gene Ontology annotation, biological process: extracellular matrix organization. Gene Ontology annotation, cellular component: extracellular matrix.
CUCUCUCUGAUUAACCAGGAUGAGGGUGUGGUCAUGGGAACAGUGUGGGGAGACGGGCAUGGUCCUGCUGGGCUUCCUGACGCUGGCAGUAUCUGUGGGGAACCUAUCCACAAGGGGACUGCAGGAGGACGGCGUGGCGUCCAACAGUCUGGAGGAGGAGCUGGAGGUCACCACGUACUGGUGGGGGGAGUGGGCCAAGUGGACAGCCUGCACUCGUACCUGUGGAGGGGGAGUGAUGUCACAGGAAAGACACUGCCUCAAACAGAGAAAAAAAGUUGCUGCUGGGAAAGACAACAUGACCUGUACAGGAACUGCUAAGAAAUAUCAUCUCUGCAACACUAAAGAAUGUCCUGCGACGGGGAGGAGCUUCAGAGAGGAGCAGUGCUGGUCCUUCAACUCCCAGCUUUACAAUGGGAGGAACUACCAGUGGAAACCUCUGUAUCCUGACGACUACGUUCACAUCUCUAGUAACCCCUGUGACCUCCACUGCACCACCACCGACGGCCAGAGGCAGCUGAUGGUGAUGGCACGAGACGGCACUUCAUGCAAGUACAGCAGUUACCGCGGCGUCUGCGUGGACGGUAAGUGUGAGCCAAUCGGAUGUGACGGAGUACUGUUUUCCUCCAACACCUUGGAUAAGUGUGGGGUCUGUCAGGGGGACGGCAGCAGCUGUAGCAGGGUCACCGGAAACUUCCGCCGUGGAGCCAUGACUCUGGGUUACUCCUUUAUCACUCAAAUCCCUGAAGGAUCAUGGGACAUCCAGAUCAUUGAGAGGAAGAAGUCGGCUGAUGUUCUAGCUGUGACUGACCAGGCGGGCAACUUCUUCUUUAACGGGGCUUACAAGGUGGACAGUCCCCAGAACUUCCACGCAGCAGGAACUGUUUUUAAGUACCGGCGACCCAUGGAUGUCUAUGAGACCGGGAUAGAGUACAUUGUUGCCAAAGGCCCCAUCGACCAGGCCAUCAAUAUUCUGGUGUGGAACCAGAACGGUCGCACACCGUACAUCACUUACGAAUACACCGUCCUUCGAGACUCCCUGCCACCCAUCCCACCUCCUCCACUCUACACGGGAUCAGACACCUCAGCCGGAGAGGUUUCUGUGGAGGUGGGGAGUCUGCUGCCACCGAACAGCAGUAUUUAUGACCAGGCGGCCCCUGAGGGCCAGUUAGAGCCGGGAGGGGCCGAGGUGCAGAAGGGCCAAGAGACCAACGAGGUGUAUGAGGAGACAGCGGAAAUCAGCUGUGACCAGGAUGUAGCAGCUGCCCCAAAAUCUACAGAAGGAAACAGCAGCCAUAGCACUGCCAAGCCUGCUACUGCCGGUGGCUCCCUGGAUGUGGUGCCAGACUCCCCAAAUCUCAUCUGGAGGGUUCUGCUGGAUGGCCGAAUUGGCCCGGAUGAGCUGCUCAUCAACAUCUCAACCAAUCAGCUGCUGACAGAGGGAGACAGUUUGUUCUCAUCAGAGGUGGGGCCAGUGGAGGCGGACCUGAGCAGCCUGGAGCAAGACAGGCUUAAUGAGACGCUGGAGUUUGCUCUGGGUCGCAAACGCAACGACAGCGGAGACAGUUCCUACCAGAACAAAACAGUGCAGAGUGGGGGAAGGACCUCCAGCCGCGCCAACAGAACAAGGGGGAAUCAAAGGAUUCACCAGAAGAACCUGAAGCUGAGUGCCGCUGACAUGUAUCGCUGGAAACUUUCCUCUCAGGAGCCCUGCAGCAUGACCUGCUCUAUAGGAGUGUCAAAGUCUUUCGUCACAUGUAUUCGUUAUGAUGGCAUCGAGGUGCACGAUAUGUACUGUGAUGCUCUGACCAGACCAGAGCCGGUCCACGACUUCUGUAUUGGGAGAGAAUGUCAGCCCAGAUGGGAGGCGAGCAGCUGGAGCGAGUGCUCAAGGACGUGCGGGGAGGGUUUCCAGUUUCGCCAAGUUCGCUGUUGGAAGAUGCUUUCACCAGGCCUGGACAGCUCGGUCUACAGUGACCUCUGCACCAUGGCUGACCUGGAGAGACCUAUGGAGAGACGGCCCUGCAAGAGCCCCGCGUGCGGCCCACAGUGGGAGGUGGCCGAGUGGACCGAGUGUCCUGCUAAAUGUGGCCGCAAAGCCCAGGUGAGCCGCGAUGUCCGGUGCUCCGAUGAGACCAGACCAUGUGACCCGAUGACCAAACCGCCAAAUAUCAAAAACUGCACAGGCCCUCCCUGCGAACGCCACUGGACUGUGUCCGAGUGGGGGCCUUGCUCGGGGUCAUGCGGCCAGGGGAAGAUGGUACGUCAUGUGUACUGUAAGGCUCCGGAGGGUCGCGUGGUUCCUGAGAACCAGUGCUCCGCGGAGAACAAGCCGCUGGCCAGCUACCCCUGUGGGGAGAGAGACUGUGCUCCACACUGGCUGAGCCAAGACUGGGAGAGGUGUAACACAACCUGUGGUCGUGGCGUGAAGCGAAGGAUGGUCCUGUGUGUCGGCAUCAGUGGAGGAAAGUUCCAGACCUUUGAUGAUGAGGCGUGUGGAGCCAGCGAGAAGCCUGAGGAGGAAAACACUUGUUUUGAAAGGCCAUGCUUCAAAUGGUACACCACCCCCUGGUCUGAGUGUACUAAGACGUGUGGUGUGGGUGUGAGGAUGAGGGACGUGAAGUGUUACCAGGGCAGGGAGUUGGUCCGAGGCUGCGACCCGCUCACCAAACCUGUGGCCAAACAGACCUGCACCCUGCAGCCCUGUCCCACUGAGCCGCCAGAUGAGAGCUGCCAGGAUCGUCCCUCUACCAACUGCCUGCUGGCGCUGAAGGUCAACCUGUGCAGCCACUGGUACUACAGCAAAGCCUGCUGCCACUCCUGCCGCGCCGUACGACCUCCAACCUCCUAGUCCAGGACACCACAGCCUCUCUCCACCCCGAAUCUAACUUCAGCACGAGGAAAGAAAUGGUUACGUUUAUGUACACGUGAUGCUACAGUUACUGUGAACAUUGAGAGGAAGCUGAAAGGCACCUGGAAGCACCUACCUGUUUUUAAGAAGCAGCGCUUCCUCCACUAGCUUAGUUUUACAUGGGUUCAUCUAUCAGUCGGAUAGUUCAAAUGAUUUAAGAUGAAAUCUGGUCAUCUUGAUAUCAGACAAAAACAUUUUGCCCUGUUGAUGUUUCAUCAACAGCAAUGUUCACAGAUACUGUACAACAGGAACACAUUUGUCAUUCUCUAUUUGCUCUUUUUCUUACAUCUUUUCCACUUUCUUUUUCAAUCACAAAUUGUAAUGUAAAAUAGAAAAAGAAUAUGUUUAAUUUGAGGGGAACUUUACUACUCUACUACUCAAAUUUCCCAGUGUGUGUAGGGGGGUCUUUCAUAAAACAUUGAAAUCACCUGCCGCAGCCUUUCGUCUCGAGACCUCUGAAACAUUUCAAAACAGAUUCGGCAAACAUAAAGAACAUUUAGUUAAGAAAAGACAUAUCCUAAGAUUUGUCCUAAGAAAUCCUGAGCCCUAUGUUGAGCCCCACAGCUGUUGUGACAGUUAAUGUUUCUCACCAUCCUCAUCACAAUUCUCAUUAUGAUUAAACCGUAUUUCAAGCAUAAAGCCAGUUUCUGCCAGCUGUCAUUGAUUAUUUGUCUUCCUCUAACAACACGUGGAGUUGGAGACGAAGUGGAGUCGACACUCAAAUGGUCUUACAGACCUCCUUCAUCAGUUAGCAGCUUGCUCUUGUUGUGUUCAUCGCUACCAUGAAAAGAUGUACUAAAUUAUUGCUCAUCGGAAUAUACUGCAUGAUUGGAAUAUUUAAGACGGAUACUGUUUAUGAAAUAUUAUUUAAUUGUGUUUCAAUUUGGUGUCUGGCAUGUAAAAAGCUCAUAUUUCCAUUCCACCCCCUGCCGUUUGGCACCGUGCCGGUAGCCCUGCAGGAUAUGGAAGCAUAUUUAUUAGUCAUAGCACAUUUUCAUUUUAUCGCGACGCUCCUGAUGCCAGCCAAUGGUUAUUCAUCGGGUCAACUGAUGCCAGUUCUGGUCUGUGUGUGUGACAGAGGAGGAGAGAGUUAAUAUAAACACAGAAAGAAAGAUUCCUGACACUUGAAGUAUGGUUGAAAUGUAUUCAGACGUGUACAUGUAUGUCUCAUUUUUAACUAUUGUGUACUGGUGUUUUUAUAUAACUGAUACCUCUUUGUACAAAACGUAAGUAUGGAAAUUGUGUACUGUUGAUAAUAAACUGAAAACCUUAUGGUACUGACUUGUAUUUCAAUUAAAGAAGAGUUCAAAUGAA